This is a messenger RNA of Brachypodium distachyon (stiff brome), 1050 nucleotides long. RefSeq lists its product as uncharacterized. The transcript has 2 exons. The record is from RefSeq and is a predicted model, not a curated record. The coding region runs from base 1 to 1050 and encodes 349 amino acids. NCBI's taxonomy places the organism in Eukaryota, Viridiplantae, Streptophyta, Magnoliopsida, Poales, Poaceae.
AUGAUCGACCUCACCUCUGACGCCGAGGACGCAGAGCUGAGGGACGAGCCAGAGGUGGCCCCUACGCCAAGCCCCGCCGCCCCAGAUACGACGGUGGUGGCACCUACCGCCGCUACCGGAGUGGGGCUUGACGGCAUGUCCCCGGCCCAGCCGGCCGGAGGCGCGGACCCCGUGGCCGCUCAGCAAGAGAUGACUCCUGCCGGGGGCGAGGACCCUCCACCAGACCCGCAGUCCACGGGCGCGAGCGUGGAGGAAGGCGUGGUUGGGGUGCAGCAGGCGGCUCCCCUACAAGGGGACGAUGCUCCUCCCGGACAAACCAUGGCAGCGGGGGUCUCAUCCUCGUCCGCCGCUACUUCCAGCCCAGACCUCGGCAUCCUUGCCAGGGCGACUUGGGACCCAAUCACCUGUGACCCAAGUAUCUACGAUCAGGGGCACCAAUUCCUUGACGCCAUCAAGGAGCAGCAACUGGCGUUCCUCACCUCGUUCAACAAGGUGAGGGCGCACCACGAGCUCGCGAAGGGCCAGCUGCGCGAAGUGCGGAGAGAUGUCGAGAGGGAGCGGCAGGAGCUCCCCCGGCUAAGGGAGGAGACCCGCCUAGCUCGGCAGGCCAAGGACGAGGCUGCAACGCCGGUCGUUCCCGAGGCAGAGCUCCACCAGCAACUGCAGGCCCAACGCGCUGAGCACCAGCAGGUACUAGACUCGCUAGCCACGGUGCGGGAGAAGGCCAACAAGGAGCACGAGGAGGUGCUCGCAACAGCUCAAGCUCGCCUCAAUGAGAAGAGUGAACUGGUCAGCAGCUACUCCUCCCAACUCCAGGCGCUGCGCACGAAGCUGGAGGAGCAGGCCAAGGCUGCGGAGGACGCGACAGCACCGUCAGCGUGGCGAGAGAAGGAGGUCAAUUCCGCCAAGGAAAAGAGCGCCCAUCUCGAGUCCGAAUUGUCCACCGCCCGGGGUGAGCUCAUCAAGAUGGGCGAGGACAAUGUGAGCAAGGCCAAGGAGAUCGCGCGGCUCGCGGAACUCCUCCGCAAGUUCUGUACUUGGAACGCCUGA